AGGUGAAGCAGUGAAGUCAGGAAAAGUAAUGGGUAAGGUCACAUGAUAUCAGUUUGCUUCCUAUGUAUGUCACGUGACCACCACUGAGCUGGGUUCCAUCAUGGCGGUCUGCAUUGCUGUCAUCGCAAAAGAGAACUACCCUUUGUACAUUCGUAGCGUUCCCUCACAGAAUGAGCUGAAGUUUCAUUAUACUGUGCAUACGUCUUUGGAUGUAGUAGAAGAGAAAAUAUCAGCAGUAGGUAAAGCCAUGGCAGACCAGAGGGAACUUUACCUUGGAUUGUUGUAUCCCACGGAGGACUACAAAGUAUAUGGCUACGUGACAAAUUCCAAAGUGAAGUUUGUCAUAGUGGUGGAUUCUUCGAACACAUCUCUACGGGACAAUGAAAUUCGAAGCAUGUUCAGAAAGUUACACAACUCCUUCACUGAUGUGAUGUGCAAUCCCUUUUAUAACCCCGGAGAUACAAUCCAGUCCAAGGCUUUUGACGGCAUGGUUUCUGGAAUGAUGGUGCAAGUUUCCUAACCACAGCCUCAAACACUUUUGUACAUAAGCUUUACUGUGUCGUUUUAUCGUGUCAAUUAAAAUAUUGUAUUGGAACGGAAUGCCA
This is a messenger RNA of Sardina pilchardus (European sardine), 605 nucleotides long. It is a transcript of the gene trappc2l, whose product is annotated as trafficking protein particle complex subunit 2L. Gene Ontology annotation, cellular component: cytoplasm; nucleus; TRAPP complex. Bases 101 to 520 code for a protein of 139 amino acids. Gene Ontology annotation, biological process: endoplasmic reticulum to Golgi vesicle-mediated transport. NCBI's taxonomy places the organism in Eukaryota, Metazoa, Chordata, Actinopteri, Clupeiformes, Clupeidae. The transcript is spliced from 5 exons. The record is from RefSeq and is a predicted model, not a curated record.